This is a messenger RNA of Rhopalosiphum padi (bird cherry-oat aphid), 822 nucleotides long. RefSeq lists its product as uncharacterized. Bases 1 to 822 code for a protein of 273 amino acids. The record is from RefSeq and is a predicted model, not a curated record. Lineage: Eukaryota; Metazoa; Arthropoda; Insecta; Hemiptera; Aphididae. The transcript has a single exon.
AUGAAAGUGAAAGGUGUCACUCAAUAUCAAUUUAUGCCACUUCAUGCAGAAGGCCCGCAGUUCUGUGCUUCGAAUGUUAUCAUUCUCACACGUAUCACAACGCAGUUACCCAGUGAUAAAUUACCUACGACGGUACGUGACCGAUAUCAACACUUAGUAUUGGCCGAUCCGGAGUUUGAUGUACCUGGGCCGAUCGAUAUGCUAAUAGGAAGCGACUUGUACCCACAUAUGCUACAAUCUAAGGCGUAUAUUAUUCACAGUACGGGUCUGCCAUCCGCCAUGAGCACUCAUCUCGGAUGGAUUGUGGUUGGAGCAUUGGAUGAAUCUCCAACAUCACCUAUGGUUUCGCUUUCGAUAGGAUCGACGCCAGAAAUAGAAGGAUUGCUACAAAAAUUUUGGACUAUAGAAGAACCAGAUAUUCCGAAUAUCCUGACUACAGAGGACGAACAAUGUGAGGUGUGGUUCCAAAAGUCAACAACCAGAGAUGUCUCAGGGCGGUUUGUGGUGUCACUGCCGUUUCGGUCGAGUGUACGUGCUCUAUCAGAACCAUUAACAAGUCAGAACCCGGAUGAUUUAGGUUCAUCGCGCUCUCUGGCGUUGAAUCGUCUCUACAACCUUGAACGUCGACUAGCAAGAGAUUCAGAGAUAUACACCGCCCAUCGUAAGUUUACGGAUGACUAUAUAAAUUUGGGUCAUAUGAAACCGGCAUCGGUGCCGGGAAAAUAUUUUAUACCACAUCAUGCGGUGGUUAAACACGAAGAAAAGGGACUUAAGAUUCGUGUUGUCUUCGACGCUUCAGCGAAGUCCACAUCGGGAAGAUAA